GAACACCAAAGUGUCUGGUAUAUCGAUUGCUGACCUUCUGCCUCGAACGGACAUGUACAUGACCUAUGAAGGGUCACUCACACAUCCGGGCUGUGACGAGACGGUCACGUGGAUGGUCAUCAACAAACCGAUGUACAUCACCAAAUCACACAUAGAACAGUUACGCAUGUUGAAGACAGUGGAAAAGGACAAACCGCCGACAUUCAUGGAGAACAACUGGCGUCCCAUAAUGCCACUCAACCACCGUACCAUUCGGACUAAUAUCAAUCCUGUCAAAGAGGAAGAAGAAUGUAGCACGAAAGCCGAAUUAUUUUACCAAAUUAAUGAUCGAUUCCGUGGCUAUUGGGUCCAUGAUACCUUCCACUGAACUCUUUUUCAUCUAAG
Messenger RNA from Octopus bimaculoides (California two-spot octopus), 384 nucleotides. Its product is annotated as carbonic anhydrase-related protein 10. Lineage: Eukaryota; Metazoa; Mollusca; Cephalopoda; Octopoda; Octopodidae. The record is from RefSeq and is a predicted model, not a curated record.